GGAAACAUUACCAUGUUGAGGGGGGGGGAUAAACCACUGGUGUCCACCCAUCAGUAUUUAAUACUGUGUACUCCCUCAUUUAAUCUGCCAUCGGCUUGCCAUCCUCUCCCUCUCUCACAGCUGCUCUUCAUUUUUCAUCAUUAUUUUUCUCACAGGUGAGGAUAAUAGUGGAAUCUUAUAGUGUUCCAGCAUCCAUAAUGUGCUCCUGUCUCUUGACUGCUUUGAAAUGUAUCUAGUAGUGCAGCUGUUGGUUUCUGCACAUUGUGAGAUAAUAAGAUCACAGUAGAAGUGUGGUCCUGUAUGGUUCAGUUGGUAGAGAACAGUGCUUGUUACACCAGGGUUGAGGGAUCAAUUCCUUUGGCCUCCCACAUGAAAAAUGUAUGCAUGUGUGACAGUUAAGUUGUUUUUGGGAUAUAAGUGUGGGAACAAAUACAUGUCUGUAUCCUCACCUUUGUUUUUUUAUGUGAUAGAUGUUAUUUGAAAUUAUUCAUUAUGUGCACAUGAUUGACAGAUGUUAAGGAAUUUGAAUGUUUAAUUGUUUUGCGUCACCAAAUGUGAAUCUAGCUAUUUAGGAAGUAUAGCUAGCUCAACAGUUUGAGCCUUCUUGGUCACUAGGAAUAUUUUACUUCGUAGGCAGAUUGUAUGUAUCAGCCCAACAUGAUGCUCAAGGGAACCUUGUUACCUGGAUGUUUUUGUUCUGCUAUGGGUGUGCAAUCUUUUCAAAAAAAAAUCCCGAACAGGUAGUGUUCUAGAUGUUGGGAAUCUACAGAAUUUAACUUUGUUAGCUAGCUAGUUAUUUUGAAAUGGUUUGGAGGAAACAACAACAAGUUGGAAGAAAAGCUACAAAAAAUUAAGAAACACUUUAACUAUCCCUUUAAAGAAUCAACACUUUAUCUAUCCAUAAGAGUGACUCAAAAAUAUUUGGUACUAAUUGUGUAUGGUAGUAAAAUAAAAAGAAGAGUUGUAGCUAUGUAGGUCAGCAGCUCAGAAAUUAAGUAGAUCAUAAUUUAGCAUGCCAAAUAUCAGUUUAGAUUUGUCUACCUCAGGGAAAUAUGAAACGAUCAUUGAGAAUGUUUUUGGCAUCUGAAUAGGUUGAAAUCCUAUCUGUUAAAUCAUUAAAAUGUUCCAAGUGGGAAGCAGCAAUAUGAUACAUGCUUGUGAAUAUCUCAUAUCUGCACGCUUAUAUCUGCAAUGUGAAACUAGUUGGAAGGUGUUCUAUUGCCAGUGUCUAGCUGCCAAAUAAUAUGCUAAAAUUGCAGAUUGUCCAAAUGUCCUGGAUCAGCAUAUAAAAUAUAUAUAUAUACCCCAGUAAAGUGAACCAGGGUAGACUCCUACUUGCUGUGUAAUUAAAGUGAUCUCUACAGCCGUGGUCAAAAGUUUUGAGAAUGACACAAAUACAGUGGCUUGCGAAAGUAUUCACCCCCCUUGGCAUUUUUCCUAUUUUGUUGCCUUACAAUCUGGAAUUAAAAUAGAUUUUUUGGGGGGGUUGUAUCAUUUGAUUUACACAACAUGCCUACCACUUUGAAGAUGCAACAUAUUUUUUAUUGUGAAACAAACAUGAAAUAAGACAAAAAAACAGAACAUUUGAGCAUGCAUAACUAUUCACCCCCCAAAAGUCAAUACUUUGUAGAGCCACCUUUUACAGCAAUUACAGCUGCAAGUCUCUUGGGGUAUGUCUCUAUAAGCUUGGCACAUCUAGCCACUGGGAUUUCUGCCCAUUCUUCAAGGCAAAACUACUCCAGCUCCUUCAAGUUGGAUGGGUUCCGCUGAUGUACAGCAAUCUUUAAGUCACACCACAGAUUCUCAAUUGGAUUGAGGUCUGGGCUUUGACUAGGCCAUUCCAAGACAUUUAAAUGUUUCCCCUUAAACCACUUGAGUGUUGCUUUAGCAGUAUGCUUAGGGUCAUUGUCCUGCUGGAAGGUGAACCUCCAUCCCAGUCUCAAAUCUCUGGAAGACUGAAACAGGUUUCCCUCAAUAAUUUCCCUGUAUUUAGGGCCAUCCAUCUUCCUUCAAUUCUGACCAGUUUCCCAGUCCCUGCCGAUGAAAAACAUCCCCAGAGCAUGAUGCUGCCACCACCAUGCUUCACUGUGGGGAUGUUGUUCUCGGGGUGAUGAGGGGUGUUGGGUUUGCUCUAGACAUAGCAUUUUCCUUGAUGGCCAAAAAGCUCAAUUUUAGUCUCAUCUGACCAGAGUACGUUCUUCCAUAUGUUUGGGGAGUCUCCCACAUGGCUUUUGGCGAACACCAAACAUGUUUGCUUAUUUUUUUCUUCAAGCAAUGGCUUUCUUCUGGCCACUCUGUGGAGUGUACGGCUUAAAGUGUUCCUAUGGACAGAUACUCCAAUCUCCGCUGUGGAGCUUUGCAGCUCCUUCAGGGUUAUCUUUGGUCUCUUUGUUGCCUCUCUGAUUAAUGCCCUCAUUGCCUGGUCUGUGAGUUUUGGUGGCGGCCCUCUCUUGGCAGGUUUGUUGAGGUGCCAUAUUCUUUCAAUUUUUUUAUGACGGAUUUAAUGGUGCUCCGUAGGAUGUUCAAAGUUUCUGAUAUUUUUUUACAACCCAACCCUGUUCUGUACUUCUCCACAACUUUGUCCCUGACCUGUUUGGAGAGCUCCUUGGUCUUCAUGGUGCCGCUUGCUUGGUGGUGCCCCUUGCUUAGUGGUGUUGCAGACUCUGGGACCUUUCAGAACAGGUGUAUAUAUACUGAGAUCAUGUGACAGAUCAUGUGACACUUAGAUUGCACACAGGUGGACUUUAUUUAACUAAUUAUGUGACUUCUGAAGGUAAUUGGUUGCACCAGAUCUUAUUUAGGGGCUUCAUAGCAAAGGGGGUGAAUACAUAUGCACGCACCAUUUUUCCGUUAUUUAUUUUUUAGAAUUUUUUGAAACAAGUUAUUUUUUUCAUUUCACUUCACCAAUUUUGACUAUUUUGUGUAUGUCCAUUACAGGAAAACCAAAUAAAAAUCCAUUUAAAUUACAGGUUGUAAUGCAACAUAAUAGGAAAAACGCCAAGGGGGAUGAAUACUUUUGCAAGGCACUGUACUAAUUUUCACAAAGUCUGCUGCCUCAGUUUUGAUUAUGGCAAUUUUUAUAUACUCCAGAAUGUCAUGAAGAGUGAUCAGAUGAAUUGCAAUUAAUUGCAAAGUCCCUCUUUGCCAUGAAAAUGAACUUAAUCCCCAAUGCUGCCUAUGACCCCAAGAACACCAUCCCCACCGUCAAACAUGGAGGUGGAAACAUUAUGCUUUGGGGGUGUUUUUCUGCUAAGAGGACAGGACAACUUCACUGCAUCAAAGGGACGAUGGACGGGGCCAUGUACCGUCAAAUCUUGGGUAAGAACCUCCUUCCCUCAGCCAGGGCAUUGAAAAUGGGUCGUGGAUGGGUAUUCCAGCAUGACAAUGACCCAAAACACACGGCCAAGGCAACAAAGGAGUGGCUCAAGAAGAAGCACAUUAAGGUCCUGGAGUGGCCUAGCCAGUCUCCAGACCUUAAUCCCAUAGAAAAUAUGUGGAGGGAGCUGAAGGUUCGAGUUGCCAAAUGUCAGCCUUGAAACCUUAAUGACUUGGAGAAGAUCUGCAAAGAGGAGUUGGACAAAAUCCCUCCUGAGAUGUGUGCAAACCUGGUGGCCAACUAUAAGAAACGUCUGACCUCUGUGAUUGCCAACAAGGGUUUUGCCACCAAGUACUAAGUCAUGUUUUGCAGAGGGGUCAAAAACGUAUUUCCCUAAUUUAUUUUGCAAAUCAAUUUAUAACAUUUUUGACAUGCGUUUUUCUGGAUUUUGUUGUUGUUAUUCUGUCUCUCACUGUUCAAAUAAACCUACCAUUAAAAUUAUAGACUGAUCAUGUCUUUGUCAGUGGGCAAACAUACAAAAUCAGCAGGGGAUCAAAUACUUUUUUCCCUCACUGUAGAUACAUAAUUAUUACUGCUCUUCUGACUCUAUCACAGUGCAACAUACACAUUUAUAACAACACUUGUUCUGUCAAAGUUUUGAAUCUUUUCAUUUCUGUCUUAUACAAGGUGUGAAAAAAAAAUAAACAAGCAAGAUGUCAGAGUAAGUAUAAUGUUAAAUUUGUCUCAAAAAAUCUGAGAGGUGAUCAAUUGUCUGAGUGCAUCUUGAUCCUUUAAUGUUUUCUACUUCUUCCUCUCACAGGAAAAAGAUGACAUCGAGUCGCAGGGGUCAUCUGAAGGUAAAUAUACUGAACUAACCCAAUUUCCCCCUCCAAUAUGAAAAACUGUUUUGUUCUUAUUCUCCUUUGAUUGAACAUUUAUCUAUACAGGUAAGUCAAUUAAUAACCCAUUCUUAUUUGCAAAGAUGACAUGUCAAAAGUGCGAGCACAGCAGCGAUAUAAAAUAACUUUCCUUAUUUAAUGAAAUAACCACAAAUGAACUAUGUGUACGAAUUAUAGUGUAAUAUGUUUUCAAGACAAACACAAACGGCAGAUAAACAGUAGCUGGCAGGUGCCUGAAGUUAACAGUAGCUGGCAGGUGCCUGACGUUAACAGUAGCUGGCAGGUGCCUGAUGUUAACAGUAGCUGUCAGGUGCCUGACGUUAACAGUAGCUGGCAGGUGCCUGAAGUUAACAGUAGCUGGCAGGUGCCUGAAGUUAACAGUAGCUGGCAGGUGCCUGAAAUUAACAGUAGCUGGCAGGUGCCUGAAGUUAACAGUAGCUGGCAGGUGCCUGAGGUUAACAGUAGCUGGCAGGUGCCUGAAGUUAACAGUAGCUGGCAGGUGCCUGAAGUUAACAGUAGCUGGCAGGUGCCUGAAGUUAACAGUAGCUGGCAGGUGCCUGAAGUUAACAGUAACUGGCAGGUGCCUGAAGUUAACAGUAGCUGGCAGGUGCCUGAAGUUAACAGUAGCUGGCAGGUGCCUGAAGUUAACAGUAGCUGGCAGGUGCCUGAAGUUAACAGUAGCUGGCAGGUGCCUGAAGUUAACAGUAGCUGGCAGGUGCCUGAAGUUAACGUGCUUAGGCUGUCAAUUAUUAAUUCAGACACUUAAUACCACAAGGUUACUUUCUUGAAUUUAUAAGGAAAUACAGUACAUUUGAGAGUGUCUGAAAUUGACACUAGGCCUAACCUUGCAUUGGUGAGUCCUACAUGUUUUUGCCUAGUCGUGGUCUGUGUUAGCUGCUCUGACACCUAUUCUCCCCUUGGCCUCCAGAGCGUGAUGCUCGCGAUUGCCAAAGACCUGCUGGAGAAAGAAGCAGCAAGCUUGAAAACGACAAAGGCAGAGUAUAUGGCAGAAAGCUGCCCUGCUCCGGUAAUGUCUGGGGGUCUUCCUGAGCUGCAGGUAUUGUACCAUUCUGACCAGUUCAUUCUCAUUUAGUCUGUUUUGAAUACCUGACAUAUACAAUGAUCCAUACAAACAUACAAUGGGUACCACAACAUCCUAACCUAAUUAUCUUUCAUGCUACAUAUUUGAUUUUGCGAUAUGUGUUAAGGCUGCAUUUGGAUUUAUUUGAUUUGCUUAGAAAUGAAAAUGAUUUGAAUGAGAUUGAUCUGUGCCAAAAGCUGAAGAGACCAUUAAGAGACUCACAGUGUUUCUCAUUCAAAUGAUAUGUGAUGUGUUUGUGUGUCAACAGGAAAUGGUUAAAAAGUUGGCUCAGACCAUCGACAAGGUUGAUGAGGAUAGAUAUGAUGCAGAGGCAAAAGUGAAGAAGGCAGACAAAGAGGUACAGUACAUUGGAUUCCAUAUUGUCCUCAUCCUGUAAACAUUUACCGCUGGUGUUGACUCACCCUCUUUACAGAUCGAGGAGCUGAAGAUGAAAGUGGUUGAGAUCCAGGGCAUAAAGAAGCCAGCUCUGAAGAAAGUGCGUAUGUCUGCUGAUGCUAUGCUUGCAGCUCUGCUGGGCACCAAGCACAAGGCUUCCAUGGAUUUCAGAGCCAACUUGAAAGAAGUGAAGAAGGAGGUCAAAGAGGAGGUGGGUAUUUGUGUGGAAACUUACAAAGCAGAGAAUCCCAGUACCGUAGGAGUUGACGGCAGUUGUCCCGAAUGUGCUCAGAACUUUGAGGAAAGGAUCAGUUACAUGUAUUUCAUAUUAUAUCCUCAAACACUAAGAAUGUCACAUCAUAAACUUUUUGUCAUGCAGGAGGAAGUCGGUGACUGGCGUAAGAACGUUGAUGAACAGGCUGGCAUGGAUGGCAGGAAGAAGAAGUUUGAGACCGCA
This is a messenger RNA of Coregonus sp. 'balchen', 6149 nucleotides long. The record is from the annotation of a GenBank genome assembly. Lineage: Eukaryota; Metazoa; Chordata; Actinopteri; Salmoniformes; Salmonidae.